Molecule: messenger RNA, 787 nt
Organism: Apodemus sylvaticus (European woodmouse)
Lineage: Eukaryota; Metazoa; Chordata; Mammalia; Rodentia; Muridae
Gene: Edn2
Product: endothelin 2
Exons: 5
Coding region: 1-528 (175 amino acids)
Biological process (GO): regulation of vasoconstriction; intracellular calcium ion homeostasis; vein smooth muscle contraction
Cellular component (GO): extracellular region
Molecular function (GO): endothelin B receptor binding; hormone activity
Source: RefSeq, a predicted model, not a curated record
AUGGUCUCCGCCUGGUGUUCCAUCGCACUGGCCCUGCUUUUGGCUCUGCAGGAAGGAAAGGGUCAGGCAGCUGCCACCACGGAACAGCCAACCUCGGCACCCAAGGGUCGAGGCCCCCACCUGCGUUUUCGUCGGUGCUCCUGCAACUCCUGGCUUGACAAGGAAUGUGUGUACUUCUGCCACCUGGACAUCAUCUGGGUGAACACUGCGGGACAGACAGCUCCCUACGGCCUGGGAAACCCGCCAAGACGCCGGCGCCGCUCCCUGCCAAAGCGCUGUGAGUGCUCUACUGCCGAGGACUCUGCCUGUGCCACCUUCUGCCAUGGAAGACCCUGGCCUGAAGCUGUGGUCACCCCAAGCAGCCAGGCCCCUGCUGCUGUGUUAAAGACUGGCAAGACUCGGACUGCUGAGGGAGACCUCCUCCGAAAGCUAAGAGAUAUCUCAGUCGCCAAGCUCCGUUUUGCCAGGCUACGGCCGGAGGUGACAAGAGAGGCCAUCCCUGCACACUCUAGAUGGAGGAAGAGAUAACACCGUGAGCUACAGGACCGUUGAGAAAGAAGCCCACGUGGAGAUGGGAGGAAACGGGCAGCUGCUGGGAGAGCCUGCGCCUGUCUCCUAGGCCAAGGCCUCGAUCCUGGCUACCCUGACCUGUCUGAUGGUUCAGCGCAAGCUCUGGCCUCUCUUACGGCAGCUCUGUGCCUUUACACUGCCAGGGCCAUUCUCAGCACUCGGACAGCAGUGCUGGCUGCUGCCUACAGUCCUGCCUGGAGGAGCUAUGUAAGGACAA